UCUAAAAAUAGUGAUUUCUGUGCAUGAGCAUAAUCAUGUGUUACUACACCCCAAGUCCAUUUCACACCAGAUUUCUUCUUUAAAGACCAGUUUAGAUUAUCUGAAAUCCCAUAUGUUGUGGUAACAAGAAGACCAUGAAAGUAUCAUAUCGAAAACUGUGCAUGAUAUUUUAAAUCAGUAACCCACAAUCUUUUCUCAGACACGCCCCCCCUGCAGUCUGGAGAUGCUGAGUCUGUCAGUGAGACAGGCUCACUUUAAUAACACUCAGGUGCAGUUUGACGACAUGCAGUGGGAGCGCCACGCCCCGUCUCUGCGGCCGCUGGGAUUGGCCGUGCAGCUGCUGCUCUGUGACCCGGUGGUGGCGGCCAGAGUGCUCCGGCUUUCUGAUCACCUCACUCACGCCGCCCUGCUUCGCACACGCCCCCCGUGCCAACCGGUACGCCCACCCUGGGGCCUCUAUCAGCUUCCGAGGAUACUGGGCUUCUCUCCUACUGCUCAGGACUCAUUCCAGCAGAGGCUGAGCAUGGCUGCUUACACCCUUCCCACAAUCCCUUGCUCUGGUGAGCCAGGGAUGUUGGCACCCCCUCCUGUGUCCAUGCGACGGCUCCCGUUCUCACAUCUCAUCGCUCUGCUGGCGCACCACUCGCACACUGGUGACCUACACCUUUUCUCUUAUGGAUCUGCUGAUGUCGUCCUGGGAACGUGUACGGAAUUCUGGGACGGAGAGGAUCUUCAGCUUCUGACUGAUUCUGACAGGAAGAAGGUGGUGGAUUUUUACCAGCGCUCCUGCAUGGCGGGUCAGUGUGUAGCCGUGUCGUUUAAGCCCCUGCUCCAACCUUACGAGCCUGAGAUAGAUGGAAUGUGUGUGGAACUGCCCCUCAGUCACAGUGAUGAAACAUCAGGGGACAUUUCUUUAUCUCCCCUCAGGCAGCAGGUAUUUCUAGGACUGGUCUCUUCUCAGUAUCAGGCACGACCCGAUAUGAUCAGGCUUAUCUCUGGACUGGACAGCGCAUGCAUUCGCUUCGUUUAUUUCUCCAACGAGGAGGAGGUUCGGAGCAAAGUGUUUGCUGAAAAGAUGGGUCUUGAAACAGGAUGGAAUUGCCACAUCUCCCUGCAGUCGGAAUGCUUCCCUCUUGAUCCAGAAAACAUUGAAAUGCCAGAAAGGGCUGAAGAAGACUCAUGUCUGCUUGGAGAUCGGGGCAGCGAUGAGGUGGAAUCAAGAGCUAUGGAGCAUGACGGAGCAUGUCUGAUAGAGGAUUUAAACAGGCUGAGUGUGAGAUGGUAUGUAUUAUGCAGGAGUAUGGAGAAGUGGUGUGCUGUCUGGGCAGCAGUCAGAACAUCAACAACAAUGGCAUCUUUCUGCAGAGUGACAUCAGGUGAUCUUUCUUCUGAUUGGUCAGAUAAUCUGAUAAGAGAUCUAAUGUGUAUUUUAAUCUGUUGUAAUCGUUCUGUCCUCACUGUGAGCAGUAUUGCUUUAGAGCCGCUGGCUCCUACCUGUGGUCAGUCCUGUUCAGAUGUGCCUCAGAGGCUUCCAGAGUCCAGAGAUUCUGUGAGCCUGACCCAGAUCUCCAGUGCCAUCUGUGGGCUGGCCUGCACAGUGCAGCUCCACCACCAGGACAACAGCAAAGUCAUCAAACUCAUCAAGCAGGCACGACACAUUACAGCUGGCAUCCGAAAAUGCUUUCUGUUUCUGCUACAGUGUCAGCUCUCACUUGUUCUGAUCCAGAUUCUGGCGUGUGUAUGCCAGCUGCCUCCUCCUCUGGCUACGAGUGAUGUCCUAUUUCUCUCAUGCUUUUAUUUCCCUAUGCUCAGUGUGUCGUUGCUGGGAAAGCCAUCUGACAGUUCUAUCAUGAAGGUUCCAACUGGGAAAAAUCUGAGAUUCCUACCUAAAAAGACGCUGCGCUUCUUCAUGCUGUGUUUCCUGGUGAAGUUUGGUUUGACCGUCUGCAUCUACUUAACGUGCUUCGGCCUCGUACUGCACGGCUUCUGCCUGGAAAUUAAUCAUGAAGAUGAGAAGCUUUGCUACCCAACAGCACUGCUCAUGAAUUCAACUGUGUGGUCUCCAGACUGGUACGGUAAACAUUCAGACGGUCUUUCUCUCGCGCAGAAAGUCAUCGCAUUCCUCGUGCUGCUCUACGCUAUGUGCACAUCUGUCAGUCAUGUCCAUCGCUCAGCCCCCAUGUGGAAGCAAAGCCCACUGAGUAAUCACAGCUGGUGUGCGGUCGUCUGCACUGUGCCGAUACUUAAUGUUUCCAUGGCGAUAGGAUCUCAGCUACUAUUGAAUUCCCCGACAUCCCCCCACCAUUUCUACAUCAGCGACAUACCUGUGGCCACAUGGCUGCUGGGUAUAUUCUGGCUAAUCCCUCUCGUGUUCAUCAACGAGGGGAUAAAGCUCCACGAGAUCAGGAUGAGAGUAAGAUACCAGAAGAGACAGAAGCUGCAGUUUGAUACAAAACUUGGAAUGAAUUCCCCUUUCUGAUCUACAGCCAGACCUACAGUAUCCUCUCUAUUUGACAACAAUAUAUAUAUAUAUAUAUAUACUAUAUCUUAAUGGCUUUCAAUGGACAUCAAUGUGUGGAGAUUUGAAUUCCAAGUCAUUCUGGAUCAUACAGCUCUGGAGAAAAAUAAAAGACCACUUGAAGAUGGUGAGUUUCUUUGAUUUUACCAAAUUGAAAACCUCUGGAAUUUAAUCAAGAGGAAGAUGGAUGAUCACAAGCCAUCAAACCAAACUGAACGUCUUGAAUUUUUGCACCAGGAGUGAGAAGAAUAAAGUUAUCCAAAAGCAGUGUGUAAGACUGGUGGAGGAGAACAUGCCAAAAUGCAUGAACACUGUGAUUAAAAACCAGGGUUAUUCCACCAAAUAUUGAUUUCUGAACUUUUAAAACUUUAUGAAUAUGAACUUGUUUUCUUUGCAUUAUUUGAGGUCUGAAA
Molecule: messenger RNA, 2931 nt
Organism: Astyanax mexicanus (Mexican tetra)
Lineage: Eukaryota; Metazoa; Chordata; Actinopteri; Characiformes; Acestrorhamphidae
Product: transmembrane protein 94-like
Exons: 16
Coding region: 224-2479 (751 amino acids)
Molecular function (GO): nucleotide binding
Source: RefSeq, a predicted model, not a curated record